This is a messenger RNA of Hemicordylus capensis (graceful crag lizard), 7341 nucleotides long. RefSeq names its product zinc finger protein 609 (gene ZNF609). NCBI's taxonomy places the organism in Eukaryota, Metazoa, Chordata, Lepidosauria, Squamata, Cordylidae. Bases 496 to 4773 code for a protein of 1425 amino acids. Gene Ontology annotation, biological process: regulation of transcription by RNA polymerase II. The transcript is spliced from 10 exons. Gene Ontology annotation, cellular component: nucleus. The record is from RefSeq and is a predicted model, not a curated record.
GGCUGCUCCCGCUCCGCACAAUCCCGCUCCCGCGUUUUCCCGCCAGCCGCAGGAGAUCCGGGCUCUCCGACCGCUCCACGCUCUCCCGGCCCCUCCGCAGCACUGCCCGCUUCUGGUGGCCGCGCGGAGGAAGGACGGGCCCAGGGCCAGCGGCCAGCCAGACCCCCGAGCGCGGCGGCGGCGGCGGCUCCUCCUCCUCCUCCCCCCCCCCACUCCUCUGGCGGCGGUGGAGGAAGAGAUGAUGACGGCGGCGGCGGCGGCGGCGGCUGGGCCGGGCCCCUGAGGCGGCGGCGGCGGCGAGAGCGGCUCCAUGGAGGAGGCGACGGCUGAGGGGCGCGCCCGGCACCGGCCGGAACCUGAGGCAAUGAUGCUGUCGCCUGGGCGCACUAUGAUUACUGGAGGCUUGAGAACAUAGCUGCUAUUGAAGCUGCUACUUCAUACCCAAAGGCUGAGGGAGCAGACAAAAGAGCCUUGAACCUUGAGGUUAACUCUAAGAUGUCCUUGAGCAGUGGAGCUUCCGGAGGGAAAGGAGUGGAUGCAAACCCAGUUGAGACGUAUGACAGUGGGGAUGAAUGGGACAUUGGAGUAGGGAAUCUCAUAAUUGACCUGGACGCGGAUUUGGAAAAGGACCAACAGAAAUUGGAAAUGUCGGGCUCCAAGGAUGUGGGGCUUCCAGCACCGAAUGCUGUGGCCACGCUUCCAGAGAACAUCAAGUUUGUGACCCCAGUUCCAGGUCCACAAAGCAAGGAAGGCAAAUCCAAGUCCAAGCGGAGCAAGAGUGGCAAGGACAGUGGCAAAGCUGCCCCAGGAUCCUCCCUGUUCACUCCAAGUGAGGGGACCAGUGGCAAGAAGGAGGUUCAGGGACGCCCUGGAGAUGGUGUGAACUCUGGUAGCUUGGUGGCUGCCAUUGCCCCCAAAGGCUCUGAGAAAUCGGCCAAGGCUUCUCGUAGUGUGGCCAACUCGAAGAAGGAGAAGGAGGGUGGUUCGUCAAAGAGUAAGAAGGAAAGGAGUGAGGGUGUGGGUGCUCCAGCAGAGAAGGAGCCCACUGUACUCCAACCUCUCUCCUUGGCUGUCAGGGUUGGGCAGUAUGAUGGGAGCCAAGGAUCAGAGCCGCCUGCUGCUGCUGAGCAGCUUGGGAGUAUAGCUAUUGACACAGGAUCUGCACUCAAUCCUUUGGGAGUUAAAUCUGAGCUGGAGGAUGGUGACAGCGAGUGCCGGCAGCUCAAAAAAGUCAAAUCGGAGAAGAUGGAGUCUCCAGUGUCCACCCCUGCAGUGCUACCACUGCAUCUUCUUGUCCCUGUUGUCAACAGUGAUAUCUCAUCACCAUGUGAGCAGAUAAUGGUACGCACACGCUCUGUGGGGGUGAACACCUGUGAUGUGGCACUGGCUACUGAGCCAGAGUGCUUGGGCCCCUGUGAACCUGGCACCAGCGUCAAUCUGGAGGGCAUCGUGUGGCAGGAGACAGAAGACGGCAUGCUGGUGGUGAAUGUCACCUGGAGGAACAAGACUUAUGUGGGGACACUGCUGGACUGCACGCAGCAUGACUGGGCACCACCCAGGUUCUGCGAUUCUCCCACCAGUGACCUGGAGAUGCGAAAUGGCCGAGGGAGGGGCAAGCGUAUGCGGCCCAAUAGCAACCCCCCCAUGAAUGAGAGCACAGCAGCCUCUGAGAGCAAAGGGACCAGUAACAGUAGCAAGACUCGAGCAGGAGCCAACAGCAAGGGACGCCGAGGUAGCCAGAACUCUUCGGAACACCGCCUGCCACCUAGUAGCACAUCUGAGGAUGUCAAAGCCAGCCCCUCAUCAGUGACGAAGCGGAAGAGCAAGCCCCUCUCUGACAUGGAGGUGAAUUCCAGCUCAGAGGAUUCCAAGGGGAGUAAGCGUGUCCGCACAAACUCUAUGGGCUCCGCGGCCACACCACUGGUGGCGGCGGCAGCUGCUGCCGCAGUAGCAGCCACAACCGUUAAGGUGGAACCCGCCAUCUUGGACAGAAAUUGCCCCUCCCCCAUACUCAUUGACUGCCCCCACCCUAACUGUAGCAAAAAGUACAAGCACAUCAACGGGCUCAAAUACCACCAGGCCCAUGCACACACUGACGACGACAGCAAGCCUGAGGCCGACGGAGACAGCGAGUACGGGGAGGAGUCAUCUCUUCCAGCUGACCUUGGCAGCUGCAAUGGGGCCUCUGGUAGCCAGAAGGGCUCUCUGUCUCCAGCUCGCUCAAUCACCCCCAAAGUGCGUCUGAUGGAACCGCACAGCCCCUCGCCCUCAAGCAAGUUCAACACUAAGGCUCCUUGCAAGAAGAAGCUGGGUGGCGAAGGAGAUCCUGACUCUGGUGCUCUGUCCAAUGAUGGCUCAGAAGAUGGCCCUCUUGUGGCUGAUGAGACGAGCAAUGAUGGCUUUGACUCAUUGGAGAAAAGGAGCAGUGACAAGGAGAAGACUAAAAAGCCAGUCAGCAUCAAGCCUGAGAAGAUGUCUUCAAAGAGCAUUAAGUCCGCCCGACCCAUUGCCCCGGCCAUCCCCCCACAAAUCUACACUUUCCAGACAGCUACCUUCACUGCUACUAGUCCUGGAUCCUCCACAGGCCUCACCACCACUGUGGUUCAGGCCAUGCCCAACAGCCCCCAGCUGAAGCCCAUCCAGCCCAAGCCAACAGUGAUGGGAGAGCCUUUCACAGUCAGCCCUGCACUCACCCCUGCUAAGGACAAGAAGAAGAAGGACAAGAAGAAGAAAGAGUCCAAGGACAUAGAGAGUCCUUUGACUCCGGGGAAAGCAUGUCGAACUGAGGAAGGCAAGAGUCCCUUCCGGGGAGAACCCAGUGACCUCGGAGCUAAAGGGGAGAGCCUUCUGAACGGCUCGUCUGACCCCCACCAGAGCCGCCUUGCGAGCAUCAAGGCUGAGGCUGAUAAGAUCUACAGCUUCACCGACAAUGCCCCCAGCCCAUCCAUUGGGGGUGCCAGCCGGCUGGAUAGUGCGGCACCCACGCAACCCAUGACACCACUCCAUGUUGUCACUCAAAAUGGUGCUGAAGCUAGCUCUGUGAAAACGAACAGUCCGGCCUAUUCUGACAUAUCAGAUGCAGGGGAGGAUGGUGAAGGGAAGCUGGACAGUGUGAAGGCCAAGGACCCUGAGCAGCUCACCAAGGAAGGGGCCAAAAAGGCCCUGUUUCCCCCUCAGGCCCAAAACAAGGACUCUCCCUAUUACCAAGGUUUUGAAGCGUAUUACUCACCAGGCUAUGCCCAGUCAAGUCCUGGCCCCAUCAACCCCAGCAGCCAAACCAGUGUAGACAGUCAGGCACUGAAACUGAAGAAGGAUGAGGAGUCCCCGAGCCCGGAGGUGAAGGUGAAGAAUGAAGCUUGUGAGGAGAAGAAGGCCGAGCUGGGGCCCUCCAGCCAGCAGCCCUCGGUUAUCCAGCAGAGGUCCAAUAUGUACAUGCAGUCCCUCUACUAUAACCAGUAUGCCUAUGUGCCUCCUUACGGCUACAGUGAGCAAGGCUAUCACGCCCACCUGCUCAGCACUAACCCUUCCUAUCGGCAGCAGUACGAAGACCAGCAAAAGCAGCGCCAGAGCCUGGAGCAGCAGCAGCAGCAGCAGCGAGGGAUGGACAAGAAGAUGGAGCUGGGCCUGAAGGAGAGGGAGGUGGUGCUCAAGGAGGAGUGGAAGCAGAAGCAGUCUCUUCCCCCCACUCUGACCAAAGCGCCCAGCCUGACUGACCUGGCCAAAUCGGGACUGAGCAAGGCCAAGGAUCAGGGAGCGGAGGUGGCCAAGUCGGUUAUCAUUCCCAAGCUGGAGGAUUCCUCAAAGCUCCAAGGCCAGGCAGCAGAAGGCCUCAAGGGGAAGCUAAGUGAAAGUAGCCACCUGGGCAAGGAGACUGCAGAGUCCAAAGCAAGUUCAGACUGUGGCCGGCAAGCUGAAGUGGAUUCUGUGCUCUGGUAUCGACAGGAGGCAGAGCCCCGCAUGUGGACCUAUGUUUAUCCUGCCAAGUACUCUGACAUCAAGACAGAGGACGAGCGGUGGAAGGAAGAGCGGGAUCGGAAGUUGAAGGAGGAGCGAAGCCGCAGCAAAGAGCCCGUGGCGAAGGAGGACGGGAAGGAGAGCAUCGGCUCUGACUGCAAAGUGCCUUCCAGCGAGGAGUCGCGCUUGGUGGGGAAGGAGACCAGGCCCAGUACCCAUGUGCCAGUGUCCUCGCCUCUCAGUCAGCAUCAGUCCUACAUCCCUUACAUGCACGGCUACUCCUACAGCCAGUCGUACGACCCCAACCACCCCAGUUACCGGGGGAUGCCCACUGUCAUGAUGCAGAACUAUCCAGGCUCCUACCUGCCCUCCAGCUAUUCCUUCUCCCCAUACGGCAGCAAAGCCUCUGGGAGCGAGGAGAGUGAAAAGUCCCGCGCCAGUCCCAGCAUCGUCUGCAAAUCCAGCUCCGAAUCCAAGGCUCUGGACAUCUUGCAGCAGCACGCCAGCCACUACAAGAGCAAGUCCCCGACGAUAGGCGAGAAGGCUUCUCAAGAGCGGAGUGGCUGUGGGGUGGGAGGAAGCAGUGCAGGCUGCAGCGGUGUCGGUGGGGGAGCCAGUGGCGCAGAAAGAAGCGUUGACCGGCCCCGCUCCUCUCCUUCGCAGCGGCUGAUGUCCACGCAUCACCACCACCACCACCUGGGCUACUCACUGCUCCCGGCCCAGUAUAACCUGCCCUAUGCAACAGGUCUCUCCUCAACAGCCAUUGUUGCCAGUCAGCAAGGCUCUGCUCCUUCCCUGUACCCCCCGCCCCGGAGGUGAAAACGGACAUGAUCGGAUAACCUAGGCUAUACCAAGCCAUGUGACUGGCUCACAUGAGGAAGCGCUGGAAGUUGCAUUAGACAUCAGUUGAAUGGUGUUGAUUGUUCUGCUUGACUGUCCUGCCCUAACGCAAGGCAGGCUCUGCCCCAUCCCUGUUGAACACAGACUGAGCCCCAUAUGUGUGAGUUGUGGAGCCGGGACUUGCAGAAAUAUUUAUUCACCUGACUUGGGGGUUGAUUGGCCUAUGUUUCCAGGACUCCUUGGAGUGGGGACUCAGUAGUGGUGGGCCAAGCAGUGUGGCAUCACAGGACAUUUGGGAUGCUGGGGAGGGAGGGCAUGUUAGCCCUGGGUUCCGGCCACAGUUUGCCUGCUCCUGGUCUACAGCCAGGAUGGCUACUCUGGGGCUGGCUGAAGGCGAAGAGAACCUCCAGAUCGGCGUAGUGCUAAGUGGCCACCCAGCCCCAGCAGGUAGGCGGGCUUCUGCAGAGACCCCAGGGAAGAGAGGCGUGUCAUGCUUCAGUGGCUGGCCUGGAAAAAGUUGGGGAGCAGGAGGCAGCAGGGUCGGGGAUGAGCACAAACCAACGGAGUGCUUCUCUGCCAAGAACCAUACUGAAACUCUCUAUAGCACUUUGCCUUUAGAACUGCUGCUCCCGCAAAGGCUCUCCUUUCCAUUGGCUGUUCCCUGAGAGCGCCCCCUGCUGGCAGGACUUGCAUGGUGGUGGUGUUGCGGCAGCCGCUGCCACCACCGCAUUGUUGCUGUACAAACAAAUACAUCCAGUUCUGCCUCAAAGGGCCUCUUGGCAGGCUGGCCUGCUCCCGUCGGAAGGACCUCCACUGCUACCUAGCAGCCGUCUCACUCCCUCCACUCUGCAGGAAGGCCACUGGCUGCUUCUCCCUCACCCCCCGCCCUUCCUUCAGUCUUGGUUUCCACAACGUAAAAGUGUGUAGAUGGGAAUGGUUAAAUUUCAGGCAUGCGGUUCUUCAUCCCUCAGGCCUUCACGAUCAUCCCUUUCCUGCAGAGAGCAAAGGGAUGGACACUUGGGCAUGUGAGAUGUGCAUGCGGGAGCUCUUGGCUUUGCUGAGAGAGGGUUGGGAGGAAGCAGGGCCUAGCACCCAGCGGCUCAGCUGUGAACACCUGCCUACUGGAAGCAUCCUUGGGUUUGCUCGCAGCAGCCAGGGGUUGGCCUUCUCUUGCCAGCCACUGUGUGGGUGCUUGCUUUGCUGGUUCCAGUGCAGGGGAAGGCUUAUUCCCAUGUGUCACAGAAUGGAUGCCAGGAUUUCUCCCUCCGACCCCUUGCCAGUGUCCUUGCUGACACUUCCAGCUGGAACUCUACCCACACUUAUGGGAAUAAUUUCCUACCACCGCCUCUGCCAGAUCCUUUCCUGCAGAGUGGUCCGCUUGAGUAGCAGUGUGGUGGGGAUGGGGAGUCUUUCCCUACUUAGCUGACUUAUGAGGAACUGGUGCUGUGUCAAUCCCAACAGGGCAAGUCCCCAGCUUGGUCUUUCUGUUCCUGUCUGUAUGUUGUGUGAGGCCACCCUCUGCCUCUUGAACUGUGUAUAUAUUGUAAAAAGGAAUUGUUUGAAAUCUGUUGUUGGUUUUUGUUUUCCCCUCCACUGGGGGUGGGGGCUCAUAGUCUCCACAAAUAGCAACUUCAAUGGCUGGUUUUUUAAAAUAGCUUAUUUAUGGAGGGGGGGGGGGAAGGCAGCUAAUUUCUGCAACAGUCUUAUUUGACUGCUGCCCUCAUUGCUUUUAAGAAGCACGUGGUGACCUUUGACCCCAGGAAGGGAGGGUACUGCACUGGUCUGCCUUCCCGGCAGCUGCCACUCAAGACACUUCCCCUGAGCUCUCUGCCCAGAGGAGCAGCAUGAUUGGAGGCGCUGAUGUCUUUGGAAGGCUCUGCAGCGGGAACACCCAAGAUGCUGGGGACUUGGGCAUUUCCAGGCUGCUUGGAGAUGUGCUCUUCUCCGAGGUUACCACUGUACCAGUCAGAAACGCCUUGUCUUUGGGUUCUUGGGGAGCAUGAGGCACAAAGUCCAGAAGUACUGGAGCAUCAUCCAAUCACUCAUUUGAUCCCCAAAGUAUGGCCCUCAGUUUGUGAACCACCAGGCUAGUCCCAAGCUGUAAAAAGGAAUGAGAGUUUGUUGUGCUGGGAUAGUCUGGAUGAGUGCCCACUCUUGAGUUAGUGAAAACGGAGAGUUCAUGGAAGCACCACCUUGUUCUGAGGUGGCCUUCCCCCUUAGAAUGCAGAGGGUGGCAGGAGAGACUUGAGAGAUGUCCUCAGCCAUGCUCAGGCGGCUUUUCACCUUAGCCUGCCUUAAGGUGUUUCUGACCUUGUAGAGAAGUAUCUCCUUGACCUGUUCCGGUGGUGCAGCUAAGCCCUGGUGUUUUGUUUUAAUUGGAGUGUGGAGUUUAAUUCAGGAUUUCCUGUCUACCCUCUGUAAAAAGUGUACAUUACCUAGCUCCUUGUUUUAUAUAUAUAAAUAUAUAUAUAUAAAUGAACAGAACACCUAUGCUGUGUGCCUGUGUACAUUCAAGGCACCGAGCAAAUAAAUCUUUGGAAGAGACAA